Gekko japonicus is the source of this 4298-nucleotide messenger RNA. RefSeq names its product galactosidase beta 1 like 2 (gene GLB1L2). Gene Ontology annotation, cellular component: vacuole. The record is from RefSeq and is a predicted model, not a curated record. NCBI's taxonomy places the organism in Eukaryota, Metazoa, Chordata, Lepidosauria, Squamata, Gekkonidae. Gene Ontology annotation, biological process: carbohydrate metabolic process. The transcript has 19 exons. Gene Ontology annotation, molecular function: beta-galactosidase activity. Bases 1 to 1974 code for a protein of 657 amino acids.
AUGGUGGUGGAAGUCGGAGUCCCUGGUAACGGAGCCGGGGCUCGUCCGGACGGGUUCCCUGCCAUGUGGAGCUGCGGGGGUCGCCGGCGGAGGCGACUCUUGGGGGGCGUCUUCCUGCUUCUGCUGGGGGCCGUCGUGGUGCGCAGGUUUAACUGGAGCGACCUGGUCCCCAUGAGGAUGUGGGGCCGGGUGUUGGGCUUGCAGGCCGAAGACUCGCAGUUCCUGCUGGAGGGCCUGCCCUUUCGCAUCUUUGGAGGGUCGGUGCACUAUUUCCGGGUCCCCCGAGAGUACUGGAGAGACCGCCUGCUCAAGAUGAAAGCGUGCGGCUUGAACACACUCACCACGUAUGUUCCGUGGAAUCUACACGAAGCAGCAAAAGGGAAGUUUGACUUCAGUGGAAACCUGGAUUUGCAGGCUUUCAUUAAAACAGCUGCGGAAGUCGGGCUGUGGGUGAUUCUGCGUCCAGGACCUUACAUCUGCUCCGAGUGGGACCUCGGCGGUCUGCCCAGCUGGCUGCUCCAAGACCCCGGCAUGCAGCUGAGGACAACCUACCAGGGUUUCACGGAGGCCGUGGAUGCGUACUUCGAUCACCUGAUGCGCAAAGUGGUUCCUCUCCAGUACAAGAAAGGGGGUCCAAUCAUCGCUGUGCAAGUGGAGAAUGAAUACGGCUCCUACGCCCAAGACCCGAACUACAUGCUGUACAUCAAGAUGGCCCUGAUAAGCCGAGGGAUCGUGGAGUUGCUGAUGACCUCAGACAACAAAGACGGGCUUUUGUCUGGCUUGGCGGAAGGAGCCCUUUCCACUGUAAACUUCCAGAAGCUGGAACCGGCUAUCUUUGUCCAUCUCGACUCAGUACAGCGCAAGAAGCCGAUUAUGGUGAUGGAGUACUGGACCGGGUGGUUCGAUAGCUGGGGCGGCCCUCAUAACAUCUUUGACGCCAAUGAGAUGGUGAACACCGUGGAGAGAGUCCUCAACACAGGAGCCUCCAUCAACCUCUACAUGUUCCAUGGGGGGACAAACUUCGGCUUUCUGAAUGGCGCCCUGCAUUUCGAUGAAUACAAGGCAGACAUCACCAGCUACGACUAUGACGCCGUGCUGACCGAGGCUGGAGACUACACCUCCAAGUUCUUCAAACUGCGCCAGCUCUUCUCCAAGAUUGUGGGAGAGCCCCUCCCUCUCCCUCCUAUGAUUUCAACCAAGGCAUCGUAUGGAGCCAUCCUGAUGCAGCAAUAUGUCUCUCUGUGGGAACUGCUGUCAUCUGUGGUAGAGCCCAUAAAGUCGGAGCAUCCUGUCACCAUGGAGAACCUCCAGGUGAACGACGGCAAUGGGCAGUCCUAUGGGUAUAUUCUCUAUGAGACCGUCGUACCAGGUGGAGGACGGCUGUAUUCCCAGGACCACGUCCGGGAUAGAGCACAGGUGUUCGUUAAUAUGCUGUAUAUCGGCUACCUUGAUUACACCGUACAAGAACUGCCGAUUCCUAACGGACAGGGAUACCGGCAGCUCCGACUCCUCGUAGAGAACUGCGGGCGAGUCAAUUACGGACUGAAGCUGAACAGCCAACGCAAAGGCUUAAUUGGUGACAUCUUUCUCAACCAAACCUCCUUGAGGAAUUUCAAGAUUUACAGCCUGGAGAUGAAACCUGGCUUCAUGGAAAGCCUUCGAGGGUCCACCUCUUGGAGCCCAGUCCCUGACAGUGUGGAGGGCCCCGCUUUCUUCCGAGGAACCCUACAAAUACAAUAUAUGCCUCAAGACACUUUCCUGAAGCUCGAGGGUUGGGAAAAGGGAGUUGUGUUCGUCAACGGACAGAACCUCGGUCGCUACUGGAAAAUCGGCCCUCAAGAAACACUCUACCUCCCAAAGACAUGGCUACACCAAGGAGACAAUGAGAUUGUGAUUUUCGAAGAACGUGUUGCAGGCCGGAUAGUCCAGUCCGUGGACUUGCCUUUCUUAGGAAGGACCCACUACGUGGACUGAGCAGAGAGCCUCCGCGACUGCUCUGCCCCCCUCCCCGGCCCUCGAUCGGUUCCUGUUCUGUGUUGUUUGUGGAUAUGCUUCGGAAACGAGUUUGAGUUUGGGGUCACCGGAUCUGGAUGCUGGCAGGGUCUGGUCUUCCUAAGCCAGAUGGACAUGCGGAACAUGCCUCUUGCCAGUGAACCUGAGCAGCCGUCUCUGAAUACUUGGAAGUGGUGAUGAAGUCCAAAGCCUUUCUAGCAGAGCUCGCCGCUUCUGCGAGUCCUCUUCCCUCGGCUGUCGCAACGGUGCUGUGGAUCUGAUGAGCGAGGGGCGAUCAGAGAUCCGUCAGGUUUAAGAAGCUCAUCUCAAGCCAACUGGGCGUGAAUCGGACACCGAGUUUUUUGCAGCCGGAAGAGAGGGGGGGAAAAAGAACAUUUGGUGCAAUAGACCAACUGGGGUGUCCUGUGCUUUUCGAACAACGGCACCCACCUUUACUGUGAAGGAAAGGAAAUCUCUUCUUCCAUUCUUAGGUGCCUCGUUUGUUUAAUCGAUCCGGUUGGGUAGAAAUGUAACUUCCACAUUUUUGCAUUAAUCCUAACAAGUCGAGCAGCGGGAUUUUUUACUGGUCAGAAAGCCCUCAAGGAGCCAUUUUAAUGUUGUGUUAUACAAAUGCUGGGGGGGGGGGAGGAAGGUGGGGGAGCAUUUCCCUCGUUUUGAACGCUUUUCCCACGUGGGGGGAAAGAAAAUCUUCCUUGCAUGUCCUUAGCCUAGCAGGGAGAGCAUGUUCCUAGCCUAUCAGAGAGAACCAUUCUCUCUUAAAUACAUGUCAAACAGGCUUUUUUCCUUUUUAAUGUAGGCGACCAUUCAAAAUCUGACACAUCCCUAGGGCAUUUCAUGAUCCUGUCCGGGAUCCUGUAUGGGAGUACAUCCCGUAGGGGGCAAGCAUUUUCACUUAUUCUGGAAUGCCUGAUAGGGAUCCUGUUUCGGGGACCAGCUCAGCUGGGUCAGCCCUGAAGCUGCUGUAAGUCACCCUGACGGAGAGGGGAUGCUUCUUGAGGGCACGUCCCACCCCCCUUCCUCCCUCCCUCCCUCCAAAUUCCUAGCCUGAAAUGACGCUUGCGGUGAAAGUAGGGCACAAUCCUGUGUAAUUUUUGACAUUAGGUUGCUAAUUCUUUUUUUUAAAUGCUUUUUAUUGGGGUUUUAAAAGGGGAAAGGAAUGGAAAAGGAAUCAGGGACGGUGUGUCCUCUCUCGCACACACAUACACACAGAGGCUUCUGUUUCUGCUCCUUCAAAACCCUCCCGACAGCGAGCGAGCAUCCCUCCCCGCCGCCGGGUUUCUUCUCAAUGCAAACAGUGCCGAUUCCCAGAGGCUCAAGAUCUUCAAAAGCACAACUCAAUGCCUCUUUGGAGAAUAUCGUGUUCCCCUCUUGCUAGAACAAGAUUUUCUUCUCUCUCCUCCCCCCUCCCGCCCCCAGUCUUCCCACAGGGAGCUUUUAACUGGCUGUAUUUCGUGGGUUCCCCUCUUCCCCCAGUACCCCGCCCUGCCCGCCUCCCACCCCUUCUGUAAAAUUUUACUCCUGACCUUCCCGCAGCCGCUGGGGGUGACGCUGGCCAAACCUUCCGUGCCGAGAGUCCCUGGGCUAGCAGAUGCACACCGGUGGUUAAAAACCAUAUUUAAUUUUAUUUAACAAAUUAAAUACAGUUGAAUUAAAACUGGGAACACACCCCAUCCUCCCACCCCGGACCAGGCAUCUUCUGCCCACCGACCCCCCCCCCCUCAGAGGCUCGGAGCCCCAAUGUGUUCCAGAGCAAAGGGCGGGUGCCCGGGUGGGUGCCCGAGGCAGAACCAAAAAACAAAAAGGGGGCGGGGUGGAUCUCAGGAUGCAGCCGUUGGAUUGGAUCUUUACGAUUCGCUGCGAUCUGGCCGGGUUAUUGUUCUCGUCGAUAAAACAAGACAUGCAACUGGAAGAGGGCAGCCAUGGGGAAGAACCCCUUGUAUCGCAGGAACCCCGAGUCUUUCUGUUAACCAAAAUUAACGCCUCGCUGUUCCCUGCUAAGAACUAGGCGGGGGAGGGGGGGGCAUGUGUUCGAACGCUGCAGCCUCCUGCUCUGGAGCAAAAUGCCCGCGUGCCUAAAGAGGUUCCCGAUGUCCAAUAUCCACAUUUUGUUGUAGUUCAUGCUUCGGUUUGAAUGCAGUUGCUUCCCCCAAAUUGGUGAUAUGCUUUUUUCAGAGUUUGGAAGAAAAAGAGCCUUAUCACAACAGGGAGGGGGUUGUGUUUUUUUGGGGGGGAGGGGGAAGUCUCCCCAAGUUUGAUGAAUGUGUCAUAAUUAAAAAAAAAUCCAG